ACAUGGCGCAUCCCUCCUACAGGAUCCCUACAGGAAACAAAUAUUUUGAUUUCUAGUUUUUUAAGUAAACGCAUAGGGAGUUUUGAUUCUCUAGUAAUUUGUGAUAGUUAUAGAUCUACCUAUCUAGAAAGAGAAAAAAAAGAUAUUUAUAUAUGAAAAUAUACACAGAAGGACAUAACCCUAAUUCAAAAAUUUCGGAUUUAUAAAAUGCCUCGUUUACCACUUCAUCCUUCUUCGGGUACGGGGAUAGUGAGUAAAUAUAACAAAUCUAUUAGAUUUGCUCGAUAUGGUUGUGCAAACAGACCAUUCUAUCAUAUUGUUGUUAUGGAUACAAAAGCAGCGGAACAUAUGCCUCCUAUUGAACAAUUAGGUACUUAUGAUCCAAUUCCAAAUAAAUACAAUGAAAAAUUAGUUUCAUUUAAUUUUGAAAGAAUACAAUAUUGGCUUGGACAACGAGUAGCUGUUUCUAAACCAGUCGCUGAGUUAUUAGGCUUAGCAGGUUUUUUUCCCAUUCAUCCAAGAACUUAUAUGACAGCAUGGAGAAAUAGAAAAGCUAGAGAAAACUCUGAAGUAAAUAAAGAAGAAGAGAAACAAACAGUUGCUAAUUAGAU
This is a messenger RNA of Polistes dominula (European paper wasp), 611 nucleotides long. It is a transcript of the gene mRpS16, whose product is annotated as mitochondrial ribosomal protein S16. Gene Ontology annotation, biological process: mitochondrial translation. The record is from RefSeq and is a predicted model, not a curated record. Gene Ontology annotation, cellular component: ribosome; mitochondrial small ribosomal subunit. NCBI's taxonomy places the organism in Eukaryota, Metazoa, Arthropoda, Insecta, Hymenoptera, Vespidae. Gene Ontology annotation, molecular function: structural constituent of ribosome.